Molecule: messenger RNA, 1500 nt
Organism: Abrus precatorius (Indian licorice)
Lineage: Eukaryota; Viridiplantae; Streptophyta; Magnoliopsida; Fabales; Fabaceae
Product: geraniol 8-hydroxylase-like
Exons: 2
Coding region: 1-1500 (499 amino acids)
Molecular function (GO): iron ion binding; monooxygenase activity; heme binding
Source: RefSeq, a predicted model, not a curated record
AUGGACUGUGCAAGUUGUGCAGUACUCCUUCUAUUGACAUGGCUAACCAUCCAUGCUCUUCGUUCAAUCCUUGCAAGAACCAAAAAACCAAACUACAGGCUUCCACCAGGACCAUCCUGUUAUCCCAUCAUUGGAAACCUCCUUGAAAUGGGAGAAAAGCCCCACAAGUCAUUGGCUAACCUUGCUAAAACUCAUGGUCCUAUAAUGAUUCUAAAACUGGGACAAAUAACCACUGUUGUUGUCUCUUCAAAAGAAAUGGCCAAAGAGGUGCUCUUAACCAAUGACCCGUUUUUGUCUAACCGAACCAUUACCCAAACAGUUUCAGUUCUCAACCACGAGCACUAUAGCCUUGCCUUCAUACCCGUUUCACCUCUUUGGAAGGAACUCAGAAAAAUAUGCAACACCCAACUAUUUGCCCACAAAACUCUUGAUGCUAGCCAACACAUUAGGCGUAAAGUAGUGCAACAACUAGUGACAGAUAUCCACCAAAGUAGCCAAAUUGGUGAAGCAGUGGAUAUCGGAACGGCGGCGUUCAAAACUACCAUAAAUCUAUUAUCAAACACCAUUUUCUCCGUGGAUUUGGUUACGUCCACAGGCAAAGCUGGUGAAUUCAAGGAUAUAGUGACCAAUAUCAAUAAGCUGGUUGGAACACCAAACUUGGCAGAUUUUUUCCCCGUCUUAAAGAUGGUUGACCCACAAGGCGUGAGGAGACAACAAACUAAGAACGUUAGGAAGGUGUUAGACAUCUUUGACCGCUUGGUUAAGCAACGGUUGAGGCAAAGAGAAGGCACAGAUUCAGACACCAACAAAGACAUGUUAGAUGCUUUGCUUAACAUUUCAAAGGAGAACGAGCACAUGGACGAAAAUAUGAUUGAACAUCUCUCACAUGAUAUAUUUAUUGGGGGAACAGACACAACAGCAUCCACCUUAGAAUGGGCAAUGACUGAGCUACUUCGCAACCCAGAAGUAAUGCUGAAAGCCAAAAGAGAGUUACAACAAACUAUUGGAAGUGGCAUCCCGAUUGAGGAGUCUGAUAUUUCUAAGCUGCCAUAUUUACAAGCAAUAAUAAAAGAGACAUUGCGGUUGCACCCGCCAGUUCCAUUCCUACUCCCACGAAAAGCUGAUAGGGACGUGGAAAUACGUGGUUACACUAUCCCAAAAGAUGCACAAGUGCUAGUCAAUGUGUGGACUAUUUGCAGGGAUCCAACGUUAUGGGAGAAUCCAACUUUGUUUUCGCCAGAAAGGUUCGUAGGAUCUGAUAUUGAUGUCAAAGGACAAAAUUUCGAGCUUGCACCGUUUGGUUCUGGGCGGCGAAUUUGCCCUGGCAUGCUAUUGGGUAAUAGGAUGUUACUCUUAAUGUUGGGUUCACUUGUCAACUCCUUUGAUUGGAAGCUUCAAGAUGACAGUGAAGAAAAGGAUAUGGACAUGGAUGAUAAAUUUGGAAUUACCUUACAAAAAGCUCAGCCUCUUCGAAUUGUUCCUGUCAAAAUACGUAAUUAG